AACCUUUCAAACGUGGAACGAAUACUAGUCGCCUUCUCCUCGCGUGCUCAAAGCGGAGAGCUCUGCACUGAAGCGAGCCUUCCAGAAUCUCCUGUGUCCCUCCUCGAGGCCACUACCGCUGCCGCGGUGGCGCCGUCGGCGACCCAGCCGCUGCAGGGCCUCUCCCGCCGCCGCGCUGCCUUCGCCGAACAACAGCCGAAUCCGUCGGAGGCGGGAGCGACCACCAGCCUCGCCGGCGCCCUCGCGCGCGAGCGGAUCAGGCGCCGCGGCGCGGUCCCGGAGGAGCAGGAGGCCUUGCCCUUCUGGCAGAGGACCUGGUUCCUCGCGCUGCUGCUGGCGAUGGCCGCCGCGUCGUUCGCGCUCGCGCUUCUGCUCUACCUCGGCCUCGACCUCCCCGAGGCUGCGCCGGCGCAGUCCUACGCCGUCGACCCGGGUACCGUCGUCGAGAUAACCUACGGGUCAGUGAUCAAGUUGAUGCAUGAGAGGACCAAGUUUCGGCUGCAUUCUCACGACGUGCCCUAUGGAUCUGGCAGCGGCCAGCAGUCGGUCACCAGCUUCCCCAACGUCGACGACGCCAAUAGCUACUGGAUAGUGAGACCUCAACCAGAGUCAUCUGCAAAACAAGGUGAUCCCAUAACACAAGGAACAACUAUAAGGCUUCAGCAUAUGAGAACUAGAAAGUGGCUACACAGCCACCUGCAUGCUUCCCCCAUAACUGGAAAUCUGGAGGUUAGCUGCUUUGGUGAUGAGAACGAGUCAGAUACUGGAGACUACUGGAGGCUUGAGAUUGAGGGCAGUGGGAAAACAUGGCGGCAAGACCAGAUAAUUAGGUUGCGGCAUGUUGAUACUGGUGGUUAUCUGCACAGCCAUGAUAGGAAGUACACGCGCAUUGCUGGUGGGCAGCAAGAGGUAUGCGGUGUGGGUGACAAACACCCAGACAACCUCUGGCUGGCAGCUGAGGGUGUCUACCUCCCUGUAAUUCAGCGCAAAUAGGUGUACUGCAAGAUGAGAAGUUCCAUUGCUAACAAAUUUUGUGGUGCUUUGGUUCAUUCAAAUAGACAGCUGUAAUCAUUACAAUACACGACGAACUACCUGUGUAAUUUAAUUUGUCCUGCAUUUUGAGAGCAAAAACACGUUGCAGCUGAUUAUAUUAUAUUACUACUGACGAUUCGGCUUUGUUCCCAGCA
Sorghum bicolor (sorghum) is the source of this 1187-nucleotide messenger RNA. Its product is annotated as stromal cell-derived factor 2-like protein. Bases 340 to 993 code for a protein of 217 amino acids. The record is from RefSeq and is a predicted model, not a curated record. Lineage: Eukaryota; Viridiplantae; Streptophyta; Magnoliopsida; Poales; Poaceae. The transcript has 6 exons.